Messenger RNA from Alternaria triticimaculans, 2469 nucleotides. RefSeq lists its product as uncharacterized. Gene Ontology annotation, cellular component: Rab-protein geranylgeranyltransferase complex. The record is from RefSeq and is a predicted model, not a curated record. The coding region runs from base 1 to 2469 and encodes 822 amino acids. Gene Ontology annotation, molecular function: Rab geranylgeranyltransferase activity. Gene Ontology annotation, biological process: protein geranylgeranylation. The transcript has 7 exons. Lineage: Eukaryota; Fungi; Ascomycota; Dothideomycetes; Pleosporales; Pleosporaceae.
AUGUCUCUCGUUUCCGGGCCCGGGCGCGCUGCUGGGAUGGCCAGCCUGCCCAGCGAGAUGCACCUCUUCGUCGACAGGCACGUCGCCUACAUCCAGAGCCUCGACACUCGCAAAGAUGAGCUCGAGUACUGGCUCACCGAACAUCUGCGCCUCAACGGCCUCUACUGGGGACUGACGGCCCUGCAUCUCCUGGGCCGCCCAGACGCCCUUCCACGCGCUCCCAUCCUCGACUUUGUCAUCUCGUGUCUGCAUGAUCAUGGCGGCCUCGGUGCUGCGCCGGGCCAUGAUGCCCAUAUGCUCUAUACCGUUAGUGGCGUGCAGAUACUCGCGACGCUUGACGCUUUCGGUGAGCUUGAAGAGCGCAUCCCCGGCGCCCGUCUGAAAAUUGCAAAAUUCAUCGCCGAUUUGCAAGAUCGUGAGACGGGCACCUUUGCAGGCGACGAGUGGGGCGAGCAGGAUACCCGCUUUCUCUACGGCGCCCUAAAUGCCCUGUCUCUCAUGGGCCUGCUUGAACUCGUAGAUGUCGACAAGGCCGCUCAAUACGUCAACUCGUGCGCCAACUUUGACGGCGGAUACGGUACCAGCCCCGGUGCCGAGUCGCACUCUGGUCAGGUGUUCACGUGUGUUGGCGCACUGACCAUCGCGGGGAGACUCGACCUUGUCAACCAAGAAAAGUUGGGCGCCUGGCUAAGCGAACGACAGCUCAAGAACGGAGGCCUCAACGGCCGGCCAGAGAAGAAGGAAGACGUCUGCUACAGCUGGUGGGUCAUGAGCAGCAUGGCCAUGCUAGACAAGCUGCACUGGAUAGACGGUCAGAAAUUGACGAGCUUCAUCCUGCAGUGCCAGGACCCGGACCUGGGUGGUCUCGCAGACCGGCCUGGCGACAUGGUCGACGUCUUCCACACCGUCUUUGGAAUCGCUGGUCUCAGUCUGCUGAAGUAUCCCGGUCUGGAAGAGGUAGACCCCGUGUACUGCAUGCCUCGCUCAGUGACCCGUAGAUGCUUAGUGCAGCCUCGUCAGGCUUUCGGCAUGGCCAACAUUCCGCUGCACUGCAACAUUUGCCCCAAGAAGCCAAACUUCAGCGAUGUCUCGCAUCUACUCACCCACAUCGCCAGCAAAGGCCACUUAUCCAACUACUACAAGGUCAAGGUCCGCUCCACCAACGAGGAUGCAUCCCGCCGGCUCAUUGAGACGUACGACCAGUGGUAUGCCGAAUGGGCUGUCGAAGAGCUCAUGUCGGACCGGAUGAACCAGAAGGACAAACGCCGUACCCGCGCGAGACCCGCUGCCCGGCCGACGCCUCCGGUCAAGAUCGAGGCCCCCGCGCCACGUCCUCUACGUCGCGCCGCCGCAAGCGCUCUCCUCGAUCCACGCCUGUCGGAGCAGCAGCACACAAUGAUCAAGCUAGAGCAGUCACCUUCUCCGACGCCGCAACCUCACGGCCCGGUCCUCCGCAACCGCAAUACCUUCGCACCUCAUAUGCAGUACUGGCCUACAGAGUCUCGCGCCAGCUCUCGCAGCUAUACAAACCCAGACUAUGAUACUUCCAGUGAAUACUCCGAUCCGAGCGAGCAGCGUCGGAGGUCAUACCGGUACAACGCUGCGGCUUCGUGUGCCGUUGAAGAUGAACCUGCUGAGGUCGCAGAUCCGAUGGCUGUCAGCGAGUCGACCAAACUCAAAGGUGUCUACUGGCCUGGCAUGGACAUCUUCGACUCUGCUACCCCAGAGAUGCGGCGUAAGAGGAACCAAAAGAAGGACAGCUCUGUCGUCGAACAGCUGGAGCUCAACUCACAAGUAGUCGAAGCAACUGAGCUCAUCUUCACACCGUUGGGAUCUUUCAAACGCCAGCGCAGGAUCUCUUGCUCGGAGUCUGACGAAGAGGAUGAGGUCGAGAUCAAGACUGAGAGCCCCCAGCCUGUACGUCGGCGACCUGCACUCGCCAGUCUUGAUGCAAACACUACUCGCCGCUCUACUAGACAGUCCAAGCGGCCCGUGUUUCCUAUUCUCAGCCGCAACCAAUACGAUGAUGAUCGCGGCCGUCCUGGCUACGACCAUAGUCGCAACAACCGUGCUCCGAAGCGGAAGCAGUUUGACGUUUACCAAGACGAGGAUGACGUUCCAUUCUCGCAGCCCAAUGGCAUGAACUAUCUUACAUCUGGCUUCACUCACCAAGCAUCUCCAUCUCCUGCACCUGCAUUCAACUCUUACAAACCCUUCAACGACCCGUUCCAGUAUGAUAACAAGGAGAAUGUUCUACCUUCGUUCCAUCAAACGGCUUAUGGUAACUUUCAUGGCCAUCAGAACAACGCCUACCAGUAUCCCACCUACUCCUACGGCAUUGGGCCUGAUCAACAGGCCUUCCAGUACACCAGCCAUCUCUACAACACCGCAAGCGCCUACCAGCAACAGGACCAAGAUGACGAUGACCAACGUACCAUCACAGCUCCACCUUCGCCGUCUACAAGCUAA